UUCAGUUUCAAUUCAAAUUUUGAGCUUUACGCUAACGAUUUCUCAUUAUGAAGACGGAGACAAUUGUCCUGCUUAUUGUGGUGCUGGGCGCCCACUCGCUGCUGGUGCUGGGCGAUUGCGUAUUUGUUGGACAGAAUUUGAAGGUGGGUGAUAGCUAUUCGCCGCCUGGGCAGUGCGUACAGUUCACCUGUCAGGCAGGUGGUGCCAUUACGGGCAAAGCCUGCCCAGCACUGGCCACCCUACAGCCCUGCAAGAUGGUCGAGGAUGACACAAAACCGUUUCCCCUAUGCUGUCCCUACUACGAUUGUGGAGAGAAGGAUCUAAGACUAUAGACAUAGAAGAACACAAAAUUAAUAAAUGCAAUACUAAUAACA
This is a messenger RNA of Drosophila mojavensis, 374 nucleotides long. RefSeq names its product venom peptide MmKTx1 (gene ssp7). Lineage: Eukaryota; Metazoa; Arthropoda; Insecta; Diptera; Drosophilidae. The record is from RefSeq and is a predicted model, not a curated record. The transcript has 3 exons. The coding region runs from base 48 to 332 and encodes 94 amino acids.